Molecule: messenger RNA, 2511 nt
Organism: Symbiodinium natans
Lineage: Eukaryota; Dinophyceae; Suessiales; Symbiodiniaceae
Source: the annotation of a GenBank genome assembly
AUGCUGCCUGCACGCAGACGCGGGCCUUUCUUUACGACCCUGUUGCUGGGCGUGGUGACCUCCCAUGCCGACGACGCACGGAGGCUGCAGACUUAUGGCGGCUGCCCAACAUGGGUACCAACGCCUUACUCCAGCGAGCCCUCGCCCUUCGGCUGGCCACUGUCGCCGAACGAUUGGAGUUUUGCAGAUAUGGCAUAUUGGCCGAAGAAGUAUCUGGCUUGCGCUGGAAAGAAGCAGUCGCCGAUAGACAUCCCACUGAACAGCGCAAACUGCGGAAUCGACCGGAUCGGUGAUCAAGACGGUGUUCUCAAAGAGGCAUCUGGCUACACAGCACAGGGCAGCGUCCGACCGCCUGAAGUUCGAGUAAGCGCCUACUUGAGGACAGUCCACGCGGAGGGCAACUACGGCGACAUUCGUUUGCGGGGCGAGUCAGGCGAGAUUAAAGUUUACGAGGCCAUCUCCGUCCAUCUCACGGCACCAAGCAUGCACAAAGUGGACGGCAAGUUCAUGGCUGCCGAGUUGAUGGUCCUUCAUAAGCCGAAGGGCGCGCCCAACAUGCUCAAGGACGGUGUGAUUCUAAGCAUGUUCUUCGACGACACGAACGGCACCGAGAGUACCAUCUUCAGCCAUUUCGGCUUCUCCAGCGAUGGCAUCGCUGACCCUGCAAAGUCCUGGACAGCGUCGCACUACAUCAACCUGGCCGAGGCCCUGGCUCCGGCCUUGGAUGGGCCUUCGUACCAGUAUGACGGGAGUGUUCCAGUACCACCAUGCACGGAGACGGUGAAGUACUUUGUUUUGGGCAAGGCGCAGCCGAUCCUGACUGCCCAAGCCAAGUCUCUGGAAGCUGUCCUCAGCUGCUGGGGAGGUGGCAUCAACAAGCGCGGGCCAAUUCCUUCACCCUUCCUUGGCCAGUGCCGUGCGGUGAAGAUGAACACGGCCACGGUGGGGCCCCCUCACUGGCCAUCGACCUGUGAGGCAGCCGUGGCCAACGGCACCAGCUACCGAUCCGGCAUGUGCUGGGACACCGGAAUGAAUCAGAAGAGCAUGGACAGCUGCGUGAAGUCCCCGGUAGACAUUGCAGCCUCGAAGGCAUCGACGGCAGCAGAGUUGCAGCCCAAGUGGACCUUCAAGGCCAUCAAGCACGUCCGGGUCAUGCCUAGCAACUACAGCGUGGAUGCCAUUCCCCUGGAGGCUGGGGUGCCAGGGCCCCUGCCCAACUUUGGGACGAUUCUGGUGCUGGGCAAGAAGUACAUGGUGCGCAAGAUCCGGAUCAAGCCCAUCUCGUCUCACACGUACAACGGCGAGUACUAUGCGGGUGAGCUGAUCAUCGAAGGCUUGGUCUUCGGCGACGAGAUGGCUGAAGGGGUGAGGGGUACCGCGGGCUACCUAGGAGAGCCGUCCCAGGGACACGGAGACCAAGACACUCAUGGUCAUCGGCGCCUCCAGUCAGUUCCCGAGGAGAUGGGCGACGAGCUGCAUCGGCUGUACCUGAGCGUGCCCAUCCGCCUGGGUGUGGAGAACCCACUGCUCCGGGAGCUGGGUCUGCCUUUCCAGGCCUACAGAGAUAGCAUCAAGGACAUGCACUACUACCACAUCGAAACGUCUGUGAACCUGCAGGGUGGCAUCCAGGACGCGCUGGACGGCAACUACCUCUUCUACAGCGGGGGGAUGAUCCAACCCGGCUGUCCCAAAUGGGGCGUCAGGUGGAUCAUGUUCGAGACACCCAUCACUGCCAGCUUGGCGCAGCUCAACUACCUGGCUCUCCCGGUGACCGGCUAUGAUUCCGUCAGGCAUGAAUCCUUUAGAGCCCCACAGCCUCUAACCGUGAAGUGGCCGGAGAACGGUGGCCUGGGCUACACGCCCUGGCCGGGCAGCUUCGUACUGGCCAAGUACCUGGACACCCACCGAGAGGAGCUCGGCUUGCAGGAGAAGAAGGUCCUGGAGUUGGGUAGUGGCACCUGCAGUGUCGCGGGCUUGGCCGCGGGCCUCUUGUGCAAGCAGGUGGACCUCACAGACCGACUCGAGGUCCUGGAGGAGCUGCACCAAAACAUACAGUUUGCGUACCAGAACAUGGAGGCCGAACCGCGGGUAAUGGCGAAGGUCCUCGACUGGGUCGACCUGGAAUUCACCGAGUCGGCUUUCAAGCCAGGCCAAGCCGACCUGAUACUCAUGAGCGACGUCGUGUACUUCUCCCACCUCAGAAGGCCGCUCCUGAACACGCUGCUGUACCUCUGCACGGAGGACACCCUGGUGCUGUGGGCGAACUGUGACAAGUACCCGGAGUAUGAGCCCGAUGUCGAGAGCUUUCUGGAGCUUCUGGAGCCCUUCUUCCGCAUCACCGAGGAGGAGGAGGGGCCGCAGAAAGGCUACGGGGGCCCCUGCGAGGUCCACGAGGGAAUCGUCAAACUACGAUCCCUCCGAAUCAUGAACAUGGAUCUGGCUCAAAACGAGCUGGCGCGGGCGAAAGUGGGCGGCCCAGGAGAGGCGUGCAUCAAGCGCUGCUUCUUUUGA